AUGCCUCUGAGCCGCACGUUGUCGGUGUCCUCACUGCCAGGACUGGAGGAGUGGGAGGAUGAGUUCGACCUGGAGAACACAGUGCUCUUCGAGGUGGCCUGGGAGGUGGCCAACAAGGUGGGGGGCAUCUACACGGUGCUGCAGACCAAGGCGAAGGUGACGGGGGAUGAAUGGGGUGACAACUACUACCUGGUGGGACCGUACACGGAGCAGGGUGUGAGGACCCAGGUGGAGCUGCUCGAGCCCCCAACCCCAGCCCUGAAGAGGACGCUGGACUCCAUGAACAGCAAGGGCUGCAAGGUGUACUUCGGGCGCUGGCUGAUUGAGGGGGGCCCCCUGGUGGUGCUCCUGGAUGUGGGGGCCUCUGCCUGGGCACUGGAACGCUGGAAAGGAGAGCUCUGGGACACCUGCAACAUCGGGGUGCCCUGGUACGACCGAGAAGCCAAUGAUGCUGUCCUCUUUGGCUUCCUCACCACCUGGUUCCUCGGUGAGUUCCUGGCCCAGAGUGAAGAGAAGCCACAUGUGGUUGCCCACUUCCACGAGUGGUUGGCAGGUGUCGGGCUCUGCCUGUGCCGUGCCCGGCGGCUGCCCGUGGCCACCAUCUUCACCACCCAUGCCACACUGCUGGGGCGUUACCUGUGCGCUGGUGCCGUGGACUUCUACAACAACCUGGAGAAUUUCAAUGUAGACAAGGAAGCGGGCGAGAGACAAAUCUAUCACCGCUACUGCAUGGAGCGGGCAGCAGCACACUGUGCUCAUGUCUUCACCACUGUGUCCCAGAUAACUGCCAUUGAGGCUCAACAUCUACUCAAGAGAAAGCCAGAUAUUGUGACCCCUAACGGACUGAAUGUGAAGAAGUUCUCUGCCAUGCAUGAGUUCCAGAACCUGCAUGCUCAGAGCAAAGCUCGGAUCCAGGAGUUUGUGCGGGGCCAUUUUUAUGGGCACUUGGACUUCAACUUGGACAAGACUUUGUAUUUCUUUAUUGCCGGUCGCUAUGAGUUCUCUAACAAAGGGGCAGACGUCUUCCUGGAAGCCUUGGCCCGGCUCAACUAUCUGCUCAGAGUAAAUGGCAGUGAGCAGACAGUGGUGGCCUUCUUCAUCAUGCCAGCUCGGACCAACAACUUCAACGUGGAAACCCUCAAGGGCCAGGCCGUGCGCAAGCAGCUGUGGGACACGGCCAACACGGUGAAGGAGAAGUUCGGGAGGAAGCUCUAUGAGUCCUUACUGGUGGGGAGCCUCCCAGACAUGAACAAGAUGCUGGACAAGGAGGACUUCACUAUGAUGAAGAGGGCUAUCUUUGCCACACAGCGGCAAUCAUUCCCGCCUGUGUGCACCCACAACAUGCUAGACGACUCCUCAGACCCCAUCCUGACCACCAUCCGCCGGAUUGGCCUCUUCAAUAGCAGCGCCGACAGGGUGAAGGUGAUUUUCCACCCAGAGUUCCUCUCCUCCACAAGCCCUCUGCUCCCUGUGGACUACGAGGAGUUUGUACGUGGCUGUCACCUUGGAGUCUUCCCCUCCUACUAUGAGCCUUGGGGCUACACACCAGCCGAGUGCACGGUCAUGGGCAUCCCCAGUAUCUCCACCAACCUCUCCGGCUUCGGCUGCUUCAUGGAGGAGCACAUCGCAGACCCCUCCGCUUACGGCAUCUACAUUCUGGACCGGCGGUUCCGCAGCCUGGACGAUUCCUGCUCACAGCUCACCUCCUUCCUCUACAGCUUCUGCCAGCAGAGCCGCAGGCAGCGCAUCAUCCAGCGGAACCGCACGGAGCGUCUCUCCGACCUUUUGGACUGGAAGUACCUAGGCCGGUACUAUAUGUCUGCGCGUCACAUGGCGCUGGCCAAGGCCUUUCCGGAUCACUUCACCUACGAGCCCCACGAGGCGGAUGCGGCCCAGGGCUACCGCUACCCCCGGCCAGCCUCGGUGCCGCCCUCUCCUUCGCUGUCACGGCACUCGAGCCCGCACCAGAGCGAGGAUGAGGAGGAACCCCGGGAAGGGCCGCUAGAGGAAGAUGGCGAACGAUACGACGAGGACGAGGAGGCUGCCAAGGACCGGCGCAACAUCCGCGCGCCCGAGUGGCCGCGCCGCGCCUCCUGCACCUCUUCCACCGUCAAGCGCAGCAACUCGGUGGACACUGCGCCCUCCAGCUCGCUGAGCACGCCCAGUGAGCCCCUCAGCCCCGCCAGCUCCCUGGGGGAGGAGCGCAACUAAGGUGGCCACGCCCACUCCCCCGCCCUCACCUGUCCUCUCCCCCUCCCCCAGAACGGAGACAGCGGGUGCUGUUCCCGAACCCCACUCCAGAUCCCCAGUGGGAUCCAGCCCUGACCGCCGCACACUGCUCCCCGUCCAGCUCCGUUCUUGGAGGCCCCACCCUCCAAAACCCAAACGCUGUGCCUUUCUUGGAUUUCAGAAUGCAUUAUCUGUGCCCCAGAGUCCCCCAGGCUCAGACUGGGUCCCAGAGCCUGGGAAUCUGCCAUUACUCUGCAGUGGCGCCAGAGGUGCUGGGAAGCCUGGCCACGUGCACUGCAGGCUGAGGCUCCUAGAAGCUUUUGCGGCUUGCAAAUUCCAAAGCACACACAGCAUGCCGUGCCCAGAGCUGGCCUGGGGACCACAGAGUGCUAGAAAACAUAGUGUCCCCACUAACGGGACAGCCAAGUCCGGAACUGGGACACUUUCAGGGCCUUAAUGCCGAUGGUCCUCCACUUCAACUCCUGAGCUCCAGGAGAGGCUCCCGGUGUGGCCCUCCCUGGAGUGUCUAGUCCUGCCUGGAGGAUCCCUCAAAGCGCUCCUGUGGUCACCCACGCUUUGGCUAGGCCAGGGGUGGCACAAGCACUUGGCUCCUCGAUCCCUCUGGAGAGCAUGCCGUUGUGGUUUAGACACCCCUCUGCCUUUCUGGCCUGUUCCGUCAAGAUCCUUCCCUUUUCCCGAGUCUGAGAUCUCACCUGUGUCUUGUACUCCUGAGCCCUUGGAGGACUCCCUCUGCUGUCCACCCUACCCUCAGCCCACCCAGCCACUCCAUCCACCGUGAAACCACUGGGUUCUAGGCCCCAGCUGCUGCAUCGGAAACCUCACCACUGUGCUGCAUCCGGGUCCCUUUGCCCUGUUCUAGAGCUGAGCCCACUGGGUUCUAGAAGCUCCUCAGUUACCUCGAGGCCCUUCCAUCCCCAGGCUGUGCCCAGCCCCUGGCUUCAGUGAAGGGAGGGCCCCUCACGUGUGCUGUGCUGUGUCUGACACUCCACUUUGGUUUGCAGGGGGGAGAAGAACGGGUGUGUCUGGAGAUAAAAAGAUAUAUCAGUAUU
Messenger RNA from Chinchilla lanigera (long-tailed chinchilla), 3299 nucleotides. It is a transcript of the gene Gys1, whose product is annotated as glycogen synthase 1 (muscle). The record is from RefSeq and is a predicted model, not a curated record. The coding region runs from base 1 to 2211 and encodes 736 amino acids. Gene Ontology annotation, biological process: glycogen biosynthetic process. Gene Ontology annotation, molecular function: alpha-1,4-glucan glucosyltransferase (UDP-glucose donor) activity. Lineage: Eukaryota; Metazoa; Chordata; Mammalia; Rodentia; Chinchillidae. Gene Ontology annotation, cellular component: cytoplasm. The transcript has 16 exons.